AUGCCGAAAGCCAGCGAAGUUAUAUUCUACCUCCUCCAUCCCAAUCAGCUGCGGGCCAUAAUUCAAUGGAAAGUCUGGCAUAACCCGGUCCACGAACGGGAUGAGUCGAAAGACACACCGGCGGCGAAAGAAUGUUUCAAAUACCUGAAUAAGACGAGUCGCUCCUUCAGCGCCGUCAUUCUGGAACUACAUCCCGAACUUCUCAUGGUUGUUACUCUUUUCUACCUUGUCUUGCGUGGGUUAGACACCAUUGAGGACGAUACCUCAAUUCCCGCGAAGAAGAAGGAACCUCUAUUGCGCAAUUUCGACGACGUUCUCGACAUUGAUGGAUGGACGUUCACCGAGAACAGACCGGAAGAGAAAGACCGCGAGCUGAUGCUCCAUUAUGGGUGCGUCAUCGAGGAGUUCAAGAAGAUCAAGGCCCCCUAUCAAGCCAUAAUCAAAGAUAUUGCCAAAAGGAUGGGGAACGGCAUGGCCGACUACUGUCUGAAGUCCGAGAACGACGAGUUUGGCGUCAACACCAUCGCUGAAUAUGAUGAGUACUGCUAUUAUGUGGCCGGCCUCGUGGGCGAAGGCCUCACGAGGAUGUUUGUCGAGGCCAAGUUCGGGAACCCAGCUCUCCUCGACAGACCCCAUCUUCACAACUCAAUGGGUACGUUCCUGCAGAAGACGAACAUCAUCCGAGACGUGCGGGAAGAUUUUUAUGACAAGCGGAUAUUCUGGCCCAAGGAAAUUUGGUCCAAACAUGUCGAUGAUUUCGGGGACUUGUUCAAGCCGGAAUACAGGGAGCAAGCUCUAAACUGCAGUUCGGAGAUGGUGCUGAAUGCGCUCAACCAUGCCGAUGAAUGCCUCUUCUUCAUGGCUGGGCUUAGGGAGCAGAGUGUCUUCAACUUUUGCGCCAUUCCGCAGACAAUGGCGAUUGCGACACUGGAUCUCUGCUUCAGAAACUACGACAUGUUUCUCCGGAACAUCAAAAUCACAAAGGGGGAGGCUUGUCAGAUCAUGACCGAGUCGACUCAGAAUCUCCAGAUCGCCUGUGAUGUCUUCCGGAGACACAUCCACUCCAUUCGCAAGAAGAAUCGACCUCAGGACCCCAAUUUCCUGAAGAUCAGCAUCGCAUGCGGCAAAGUGGAACAGUUCAUUGAAUCAAUUUUCCCGUCACAAAAAGUAGAGGAUGCGCUGGCCAGAAACAAGGCCGACGAAGCUCGAGCGGCCCUCGCACAGAAAGAGAAGGAAGCAGGCAAAGCAGGUACUAAAGAGACCUUGAUGUUGCUCGGCGCGGUGAUGGGCAUGCUGCUUUUCGUCACAUUUUCCAUGCUUGUUGUUGCGUGGCUCGCAGGUGCCAGAUUCGACAUUGCGUUCGCCGAACUCAAGAAGUCGUGGGUCGAUAUCAAGGCGAGCGGUCUCAUUCCAGGCUUGGGUGGUCAAAACCGGACGCUGACCAAUGUCACGAAUCAUGGCGAAUUAUGA
Molecule: messenger RNA, 1470 nt
Organism: Cladophialophora yegresii CBS 114405
Lineage: Eukaryota; Fungi; Ascomycota; Eurotiomycetes; Chaetothyriales; Herpotrichiellaceae
Product: farnesyl-diphosphate farnesyltransferase
Exons: 3
Coding region: 1-1470 (489 amino acids)
Biological process (GO): ergosterol biosynthetic process; farnesyl diphosphate metabolic process
Cellular component (GO): endoplasmic reticulum membrane
Molecular function (GO): squalene synthase [NAD(P)H] activity
Source: RefSeq, a predicted model, not a curated record